This is a messenger RNA of Anolis carolinensis (green anole), 6809 nucleotides long. RefSeq names its product zinc finger and BTB domain containing 10 (gene zbtb10). Gene Ontology annotation, molecular function: RNA polymerase II cis-regulatory region sequence-specific DNA binding; DNA-binding transcription factor activity, RNA polymerase II-specific; protein binding. The transcript is spliced from 5 exons. The record is from RefSeq and is a predicted model, not a curated record. Gene Ontology annotation, biological process: regulation of transcription by RNA polymerase II. NCBI's taxonomy places the organism in Eukaryota, Metazoa, Chordata, Lepidosauria, Squamata, Anolidae. Bases 463 to 2835 code for a protein of 790 amino acids.
UCCCCCCGCGGCGUCGUCGUCGCCGCCCCAGUGCAUUGUGGGCGCAGUCCGUUGUUCAUUUGCCAUUCGACCUGGGCCGGGGCCUGGCGUUUGGGGCGGAAGGGAGGACUGAGCCGGAUCUAUUGUGGGAGGAGGAGGAAGAGGAGGCUGUGGCAACCGACAACGACCUCAGGGAUAGAGAGAGAGGGGGGCAUAUAUAUCUACAGUAUAUAUAAGACUUUACAGCCCCGUCCUUUCAAUUUUUAAAUUUCCGGAAAGGCCGGCUGGCUGGCUGACUGACUGACUGGAGGGAGUGAGUGACUGGGAGGAAGGGUGCUGCGCGGCCUCCCUCCCGCCGCCUUGAUCCGUCAUAGGAGGGGGAAGGGGGGAGGGGGAGGGAGGGAGGGAGCGCGGGGCAGUUGGGCGCGCGGCAGGGACAGGGCGGGGGGCGCGCGCGCUCGCUCACCCGCCCGCCCGCCCGCCAUGUUCGCCGAGAUGAACCGCAGGACCUUGGCGUUCCGUGGGGGCGGCCUGCUCAGCGCUGCCGCCGCCAAUGCCGCCAAUGCCAUUGCCUCCGCCGCCUCCUCCUCCGCGACGGCUAACGGCACCCCGGACCCAGAGGAGGCCUGGGUCCGCCCGGAGCCCGAGCCUGUGCCCGGCCAAGGGGUGGAGGAGGAAGUGGAGCUCGCCACCGUGGAGCUGGAGGCGUCCGAGCUGGAGGCCCCGAGCGAGGCCAAGGAGGAGGAGGAGCAGCUCCUGCUGGGCCCCGCGGCCGCCCCGGUGGGCCCCAUGUUCGCCGAGAGGAACCGCCGGACCUUGGCCUUCCGCGGCGGAGGAGGAGGGGGAGCCUCGGGGGCGGCGGCGAACAAUGGCUGCGAGGCGGGGGCGGCCUGGCCCCGGCGCCCGCUGAACGGCCGCGACGAGGAGCUGGAGCUCUUCCUGUCCGGGAAGGAGCUGGCGCAGGACGGGGGCUCGCUCAGCGACAGCAGCGACGACGACGAGGACGGCGAGGAGGAGGGCAGCUGCAGCAGCGGGCACAGGUCCGGCGGGGACGAGGCUGAGGCCGAGGCGGGGGACGCGCUGCCGGCCUUCCCGCUGCCCUCCCGCCCCCAGUCGCUGCUCCAGAAGCUGCACGUCUCCUUCCAGAGCUCUUGGCUCAAGGAGUUCCCCUGGAUCCAGUACUGCCAGCAGACCGGGCUCGUCUCCUGCGCCUGGUGCGCCGCAGCCGCCGCCUCUUCCGCCGACAGCAACGGCAGCGGGGGCCACGACGAGCUGUGCAAGGGCACCCGCAGCUACCGCCGCGCCCUCCUGCUCCGGCACCACCUCUCCGCCGAGCACCGCCUCAACGAGCCCGUCUCUGCUGAGCAGGAAUCAGAAAUUACAUCAGAAUUAAUUAAUGAAACAGAUUGUGAUUACAAUGUUAGGCCAAAUGAGAACUCUUACUGCUAUCAACUAUUGCAAGAAUUAAAUGAACAGAGGAAAAAGGGCAUUCUGUGUGAUGUUAAUAUUGUGGUGAGUGGAAGAGUCUUUAGAGCUCAUAAAAACAUCCUGGUUGCAGGCAGCCGUUACUUCAAGACUUUAUAUUGCUUUACAAACAAAGAAAACCGUAACCAAACCACUGUUACCUACUUAGAUGUUGUUGCUGUUCAAGGCUUUUCUGUCAUCUUGGACUUUCUGUAUUCUGGUAACCUUGUGCUUACAAGCCAGAAUGCAAUUGAAGUGAUGUCAGUGGCCAGCUACCUUCAAAUGACAGAGGUUGUUCAAUCCUGUCGCAAUUUUAUCAAAGAUGCCUUAAAUAUAAGCAUAAAAUCAGAAGCACCGGAAGCUGUAGUUGUGGAUUACAACAGAAGGUCCAUUAGUAGGGAUCAGAAAGUUGCUAGUUUUUGGGCCACGCGAAAUCUUACUAACUUGGCAAGCAGCAUAAAAACUGAAAAUGAUGGCUACUGUAUUGAUGAGAGUCAGUCUGAAAACUACCAAAUGAACGAUUGGGUCCAGGACAGCUCACCUGAAAUGGCUGAAAAUGAAUCUCAAGGAGAAGGGAAGGUCUUUGUAUGGAAUGAUAUAAGCUCACAGGGACAAUCACUUCAAGAACCGGGAAAAGCUAGAAGGAAAAACCAAGCUGCAAAAAGGUUUGUUUACAAUAUACCACCCAAUAAUGAAGAAACUUUAGACGACUGCUCAACUACACAGGCAUCAAUCCAGUACCCAGAAGACUUGCAGUUCAUAAAAGAAGAAGCAGGUUCCUCAAAUGAUUUCAAGUUUGGUAUGUUUCCUGGUAUUUCAAGUGAUUUCAAGUUUGGAUUGCUACCAGGCACUUCAAAUGAUUUCAAAUAUGGCUUGUUACCUGAAUCCUGGCCCAAGGAAAACUGGGAAAAUGGUGACUCUUCUUUAAUCAUGAAUAAACUGAAGUGUCCACACUGUAACUAUGUAGCCAAAUACAGAAGAACACUAAAGAGACAUUUGCUCAUACAUACUGGAGUAAGAUCAUUCAGCUGUGACAUUUGUGGAAAGCUAUUUACUCGCAGAGAGCAUGUAAAAAGACAUUCCUUGGUUCACAAAAAAGAUAAAAAGUACAAAUGUAUGGUGUGUAAGAAGAUUUUCAUGUUAGCAGCCAGUGUUGGAAUAAGACAUGGAUCUCGACGUUACGGUGUUUGUGUUGACUGUGCAGAUAAAUCUCAGCCAGGAGGGCAAGAAGGAGUCGACCAGGUACAGGACACAGAUUUUCCUAGAGAUGAAGAGUUUGAAGAAAAUGAAGUGGGCGAUGCUGAUGAAGAGCUGCCCGAUGAUGUGGAAGAACAGAAUGACCAGACUCGAUGGGAUGAAUCUGGGGAAGUCUGUGUGCCUUUGGAGGACUGAGGGGGCUUGGUUUUAGAGGAUGCUUUAUCUUGACGUCAUAUAGACUGACCAUACUGAAUUUUUGACUGAAGGCUUGGAAAAUAUGGUACAGGCUGUAUGGAAGUUAUGUUGCUGUGAAAAUAGUAGAGUCAAAGCCUUAUAGCAAAAAAAGAAAAAAAGGAUUAUUAAUUUUUUAAAAGAUAUUUGCACAGGACUGUAAAGCAUACAGCCAUUUGAUUGAAUUAUAGAGUCCUCACAUCUACAGUCAAUUAUCAAAAGAAAAUGUAUUUUUUAUUAUUUAUAGGAUAUAGCUAUUUGGGUUUUAAUCAAACAUAGUAUUAACUGUGUUUGUAUUAUACGUUCAUGUGUCCUGUAACAUGAAUGAAGCAAAUUGCAAUCUUUGGAGAUGGCUCCCUUGAUUCCAAUCAUAGAACAAAUGUGGCUAAUUUGGGCUAGUGGCUCAUUUUUUCCUUAAACCUCCCUUGCCUUCCCCUCAAUGGUCCAAAUAUCUUGAUAGUAUGGCUCUAUAUCACUUAUCAGUAUCAAGAUGUGAUUUGGACAAACAGUCCUGGAGAACUUAAUCAUUGAUAUUUAAUGUACUAUCUUGGCUUUAGUAUCUUGAAUUUUCAAAAAGCUCACUCGUUCACCAAAUAUACAAUAAUGACUUAAAACUGCAAGGAGGAUUGUGAUUGGAAUGAAAGAAUUUUUCUCCUUGUUACUUAACUUUAUAUUAGACACUUUUUGGCAUGGCUGCCCUUCUUUUAAUUUAUGUUUUGUUAGCACUAUUCGUAUUGGCUAUCGUUUUUAUUCACUACUGUAUACCUCAGUCCAUCACAAAGCUUAGAGUCAUAGAAUCUGAGGAAGGGUACAAUAAAAAAAAUGUAAUUGGCUUCUUCUGGUUUAAAAUCGUUCAACCCAAUUUAUUUGCUUUUGUCUAGUUUUAUUAUUUGGAAAAUUAGACAUGAGGCUGUCUUUUGUGCCCCACUGCUCUUCAUUAAAGAAACACAAAAUGAACCUUUGCUUCUCUCCUAUUUUGGGGGUUCUUUUAUAUACCAAACAAACUACAUUUAACUUGGCAGCUUAAUUUGCUGGAACUUUUUUUUAAUGUUAGUAUAACUGCUAGAGCUAUUUAUCCCCAAUGCUCUUUGCUUCUGUUUUUGGAUGAGAUGUUGAAACUUGAAUUUUUGUAGCCAUAAAUCUUUUCUAAACUUGUUAUAUUGUACCAAUGAUUUCAGGCCUUUUUUCUGAGGGAAGGGAGGGUAUUGCACCUUUUUAUGCUUAGAAUUCUCAGCUUCAUCUAGUCUGAAUGCAAGUGAGCUACCUGAAUUUUAGACACUGCAUUCACUAUAUUACUAUGUCACAAUGAAUAAAUAUGCACAGCAUUUACCAUAACACAUAGCUAGGCCAGUGUGAUAGUACUGUAUUAUAAGUUAAGGGGUCACCAUAUUUGAGUUUGUUAACUUUAAAAUGAGUAUAUUUUCCUAUUUUAUAUCUGAGAACUAAAUUAUGGUAGUUGUGUGGUAAACUUAAUUGCUUUGACAGAUAGAAUCUAAAUGGUGCUCCAUCUGUUCAAAGUUGAUAUAUAUAUAAAUAUAUUUAAAGAGACAGCUUUAUUAUCCCUUAUUUCAGUACAACAAUGAAUUGAUGUUAGACACUGUUUCUGCAGAGUGAAACAGCAGUUGCAUAAUAUGGGUAUUAAAUUGUAUAACCUUUUCUAUCCAAAUCCUUCAUUGGUAGAUUCCACAUCACUGUAAACCUGACAGAUGGAUAGUUCUUGGGUUUUGUUUUUUUAAAAAACUGAAUACAUCUUAUUCUCGUUCUAGACUGAAAUGAGUAAUGUGUAAUUCUGGUGGGUCCAAAGUAGAAAAUAGUGGGCAAAGAUAAUAUGAAUGGGAAGUAUUUUAAACGUUAAGUAAAUGUUCUGCUCUGUGAAUAUGUAAGUUAUAGUAUGAAGAUUCUUCGAUCCCAUUUAUUCCCCUUAAAAUAGUUUACAAUUGGUAGAUCUACGUGCAUAUAUAUACCUAUAUAUAUAUGUCCGAAAUCCACCUAAAUCUGCUUUAUUAGAACAUACUACUCACUUAAUGCUUAAACUGGACCUGGCUUUACAUUCUUAAUGUAUUUUACUUAUUCUCUUGAAAACGAAUCUCCUUUUGCUACUUAAAUCAUUUAUGUAUAUCUGGUAAAUUAUGACCAAAUUUGUUGUUAGAUUGCAUACAGUAAAUUGAAAUAUACACUUGGUACACUACAGAAUUGUUGUGCUUUUUAUUUGGGUUAUUUUGUGGGAGGGGAGAAAAGUUGAGCAGACACACUCUCAAACAUUUCUUCUAAUGAUAAUGGAUAAAAUCUCUGGUCAACCUUGGUAUUUUAAAUAGUAUGUCUCAGUGUUACCUUUUUGUAGUUGUUGCUUGUUUCAAAACAUGCUAUCUAUGAGCAUUAUCAGUAUAGAUGUUAGGAAUAUACAAACAAAUCAUGAAUAGCCAAGAUAUCUGUGCUAGUGUUCAUUAGAUUUUUCUUUUCAUUAAGUAAAAUGUUUGAUAUGAAGUCCACUAGCAGGCAUUUUGUUCAUUCUGCAUUUUCAGAAAAGUUAUUGUUUAUGAACCAAGACAGCAGUUUUUGCAUUCUUUAAGUCUAUUUCAUCAAGCAAACCAAACAUCGUUUUAACGUUUAUUUAGAAACUGAUUAAGUUCGGUUCUCCAAAUAUUUCUGGUUCUGAUUUUGUACAAAAUUAACUAUCUUGGUUAGGUCUUAGGUUAAACACCUAAUCAUUUUUGUUAUUAUCUUGCUUUUCUUGCAAAGGAGGCCCGCCCACUUGGGAAACCUGACCGUGUUUAAAGUUAGCCUACACAACUUCCCAAAUUUAUGUUUUAAAGUUAUGUGAUUUUGCAAUGCACUAUGAAAUCUUGUUUGUAUUUGUCCAUUAGAAGACACAAUGAAUACACUGAUGGCCACUAAGUAGUACUGUAAAUACCACUACCCAACUUUUGCUUGUGGUCAAAAAGAGAAGUAGUGAAUCAACUUUUGAAAAAAAAAUGCGGCCAAAAUACGUCUUCCAUGCUUUCUUUCUCUGCAUGCUGCUAUAGCAAUGCCACAUAUCAAAUGCUUGACAAAAGCUUUUCACUUUUUGAAAUAAAUGGAAAAUUUGCUAUAAAUCACUUCUUUAAAAUACAGCAUAAAACUGAAUUGGCGACAAUUGUGAUAUUUUGCAAAGAAGUAGCGUGACUCCCAAAUCUGGCAUGUGCCUUUUUUUGGGAGGGGGGCGGGCAUUCUUUUCUAUGAUGAUACUGUGAAAAAAAUGCCUUUGAAUUUUUAAAAAGAAAUCAAACUGCCACUAAGUUUUCAAUAGUUUCAUCUUACUUACCAAUUCCUCAAAGUGGGAGGGGAUUAUUAACCUGACUAUGAUUUUUGAAAAUUUUUGAUGUCACUUAGGAUGUCAUGCAAACCCCAUUCUUUAAUGUAUGCUGACUAACGUGAUAUUUCAUUUGAUGAAUAUUUGUUCAUGUACAACCUAAAGGGCUUAAAAGUCAGCCUCUGAAAAGCUCAGGAUACAUCAGUGCCUCUCUUCUUUUUUUUAAGGAGUUUUCCUGCAACAAAGAACUUAAUUUUAACUUAUCUUGUGAUAUGAGCUUUUUAAGAUGUAGUCCUAGCUCUAAGACCCAGAGGAAGUCUAUGAUGAACAAAAUGUAAUUUAUUCAUUUGAGGAAACAUUUGAAAAGAGAUGUUCUUAUAGUAGGUGAACAGAUAGACAACUGCUUCCUGAGGUUAGUUCAUCGAUGCAUGUUUUGCUGUUGAAACAUGGGGAGGACUCUUUCCAUUUUCUCUCUGCAGUACAGAUGCCACAUUAACUUGAGACUUCAAAUGGUUGAGGUCACUGGACAAACAGUUAACUUGGCUUUGCAGAAAAUUCAUGUCCUUUUCCUUUUCAGCAAUCUGGGUAAUUGAAAAAGGUGUGUUAAUUCUAAAUACUGCAAUAAAACUGUUACAAAGGAAAUAAAAAA